UUGUGCUUUGGAGAUGUUUAUUCAGCGGAGCUACACGUGGGUCUGGUCCAGAGUAAAACAAGAGGACAGAAGCGGUCAGAGAAGCUUCCAGAGCAGCAGCAUGUCUCUGUACCGCAACUCCGCCUGGUUCCUCAAAGGACUGACCGAGUUCACUAAGAAUGGCCACCUGUCAGCAUCCAAGCGAUUUGUGGAGAAGGACCUGGAGGUGUCCGUGGCCGGACGCUCCUUCAUGAUAACCGGAGCCAACAGUGGCAUCGGAAAAGCUACUGCCAUGGCUAUUGCCAAAAGAGGAGGGACGAUCCACAUGGUGUGCAGGAACAAGGAUAAAGCUGAGGAGGCCAGGGCGGACAUCGUCAAGGAGACGGGAAAUAAAGAGAUCUAUGUCCACAUCCUGGACUUAUCUGAGACAAAGAAGGUGUGGGAGUUUGCCGAGGGCUUCAAGAGGAAGUUCAAGGCUCUCAAUGUGCUGAUCAAUAAUGCAGGUUCCAUCAUGAGUCAGCGGGAUGUGAACGCCGAAGGACUGGAGAAGAGCUUCGCUGUCAACGUCCUCGGGGUGUACAUUUUGACCAAGAGUCUGAUUCCCCUCCUGGAGAAGAGCACAGAUCCCAGAGUGAUCACCGUGUCAUCGGGUGGGAUGCUGGUGCAGAAACUCAGGAUAGGAAACCUGCAGUCUGAGAGAGGCCGCUUUGACGGAACCAUGGUCUACGCCCAGCACAAAAGGCAGCAGGUGGUGAUGACAGAGCAGCUGGCAAAGACUCACGCUAACAUCCACUUCUCCGUCAUGCAUCCUGGCUGGGUGAACACUCCAGCAGUGGCCAAUGCUAUGCCGGACUUCCAUCGCUCCAUGAAGGAUAGCCUCCGGACCCCAGAUCAGGGGGCCGACACAGUAGUGUGGCUCGCCAUCUCCGAGGCUGCUACCACAAACCCGAGCGGACGCUUCUAUCAGGACCGAAAGGUGGUGCCCACCCACUUGCCCCUGGCCUGGACCCACAGCUCCCCCCUGGAGGAGCAGAAGCUCGUGGCGCUCCUGGAGGAUCUGGCCAAGACGUUUCAGCCCCACUGAGCCAGAACCACCCCAGAGAGACCAGCAGCACUAACACCAUCAGCUCCUAUUGGUUGAGGCUGGACAGGAAGUACAUCUACGUUAUCCAGAGCACCUCUGUUGGUAUCAUUUGAUGUGGGAUAUAAAAAGAAGAGAUGCUUAAAGUGCUAAGGAGCAUUUUGGAAAUCCACCCUAACAGUAGCAGACUGAAUUUAGAAAUAACCGAGGGAUUUGCAGAUUGGUAACGCUUUAUAACUAAUUGUAAGCUUAGCUUUUUUUUCAGGACUUUAUAUUUUAUAGUGCAGAAAUGUUUUGACAGUGAUGCUGGUUUCAUAUCUGCAGCUGAGAGCGAUGAUUAAAGCCCAAACGCAAAACUAUAACUGUGACUUUAUUAAUGUCAAUCAGAUGGGAAUCUGAUGCGGCCAACGUUACAUUUAUGUGUUCGCUCACCAGCCAUGGGUUCAGCAUCACGCUGGUGUUUCUGUCUCAUGCAUGUGUCCAGUGAUGUGCAUCUAACACCCCUGUAAGUAACCCGUGUGUGUGCCAUGUUGUGUUGUGGAGCUACAGUACAGUGCAAGGCGAACCCAGGCUGGUGGUGAAGCGUUCUCUCAAUAAGCGCAGCAGCAUCACUCGACAUAUGCAACAUAUUUACAAAUCUGUGACUUGAUAUCAGCACCUUUGAAAAACCUUUUUACCCUUCCUAUAACUUUCCUGUUAACUCAUGCGUCAAUAAAACGAACUUACAAAAUG
Molecule: messenger RNA, 1792 nt
Organism: Xiphophorus hellerii (green swordtail)
Lineage: Eukaryota; Metazoa; Chordata; Actinopteri; Cyprinodontiformes; Poeciliidae
Gene: dhrs12la
Product: dehydrogenase/reductase 12-like a
Exons: 10
Coding region: 14-1063 (349 amino acids)
Source: RefSeq, a predicted model, not a curated record